GAUUGGUUGGUAUCUUGGUUUGAGAUGACGGUUGAACUGAUGAUGAGCAGCUACGGCGGUGGUGGAGGAGGAGGAGACGGUUUUCCUGCAAUCGCCGCUGCAGCGAAACUGGAAGACACAGCUUUAAGAGAAGCUGCGUCUGCAGGGAUUCACGGUGUGGAGGAGUUUCUCAAACUCAUCGGUCAAAGUCAACCAACGGAGAAGAAUCAGUCGGAGAUAACGGCGGUGACUGACGUCGCCGUUAACAACUUCAAGAAGGUCAUUUCUUUACUCGGUAGAUCUAGAACUGGACACGCUAGAUUCAGACGAGCCCCCGCGUCAACGCAAACGCCGUUUAAGCAAACGACGGUGGUGGAGGAGGAGGAGGCGGAGGAGAAGAAGCCAGAAACAACCUCCGUGUUAACAAAACAGAAAACAGAGCAAUAUAAUCACGGUGGAUCUGCUUUUAGAGUUUAUUGUCCAACUCCAAUUCAUCGUCGUCCUCCUCUAUCACACAACAACAACAACAACAAUCAGAAUCAGACAAAGAACGGUUCGUCUUCUUCGUCUCUUCCGAUACCUACAAACGGAGCACCGUCAACGAUAAACUUCGCGCCGUCACCACCAGUCUCAGCGACGAACUCAUUCAUGUCUUCUCAUAGUCAUAGAUGUGACACCGACAGUACUCAUAUGUCAUCAGGAUUCGAGUUCACUAACCCAUCUCAGGUCUCUGGUUCGAGAGGUAAACCACCUUUAUCAUCAGCUUCACUAAAGAGAAGAUGUAACUCCUCUCCCUCUAGUCGUUGCCAUUGCUCCAAGAAAAGGAAAUCAAGAGUGAAGAGAGUGAUUAGAGUUCCAGCAGUAAGUAGCAAAAUGGCUGAUAUACCAUCAGACGAGUUUUCAUGGAGAAAAUACGGUCAAAAACCAAUUAAAGGCUCUCCUCAUCCUCGCAGUGUAAGAGGUUGUCCGGCGCGUAAGCAUGUGGAGCGUGCACUAGACGAUGCGAUGAUGCUAAUCGUGACGUACGAAGGAGACCACAACCAUGCUUUGGUUCUCGAGACGACGACGACGAAUCAUGACAAAACUCUUUAAUUUCUCGAGUUUGAGGGCAAGUGUUUGUGACCACUCUCCAGAUUAGUCAACGACAUAGUGGGCCUGCACUGCACUUUAUUAUUCUU
Messenger RNA from Arabidopsis arenosa, 1157 nucleotides. The record is from the annotation of a GenBank genome assembly. NCBI's taxonomy places the organism in Eukaryota, Viridiplantae, Streptophyta, Magnoliopsida, Brassicales, Brassicaceae.